AGCAUUGCUGUCAGCUCAGUGAACGCUGGUUCCUUUUCAGGAGAUGUUCUGAGUUUCUGUGCUAAUAGUGCCGACUACAAUUGCGCGAAAAUUCUUCAAACAUGUGUGCGAUAAAAAACAACUGAGUUCCAUCUACAAAAGUAGCUUGGUUUUAUGCAUACAACCAGAGGAGUAAGACAAAUGGGGGCUUGAAGCGCAAGGCAAAUCUGGGGCCCCUUGAUAAAGAUCAAAGAUUUUUCAGAUACGAGGCGUGUAUUCAAAAUGGAAGUGUUGGAAGAAACAUCUUCCUCGAAUAAAUGGUUAAAUGAAACUGCUAUCUGGCUAUUCUUAGAAGAGGAGAGGGGAACCCAACAGCAACCACUCAGUACUGCUGUGCCACUCACAGUAAUCAACAGUCUCAUUUUCAUAACUGGGAUCACUGGAAAUAUUGGAGUAUGCAUUGUGAUUCGUAAAAACUCAAUGUUGCAUACUGCCACUCACUAUUUCUUAUUCAACCUGGCUGUGGCAGACUUAAUGCUCCUUAUUUUUGGUCUUCCUAAUGAUGUGGCCCUCUAUUGGCAUCAAUAUCCCUGGAUACUGGGAGUCUUCUUCUGCAAAUUAAGAGGUCUCAUUUCGGAGAUGGCUUCCUACGUGUCAGUCAUGACGAUAGUUGUGUUUUCAACAGAGAGGUACUUGGCAAUAUGUCACCCUCUCCACAUACACAGCCUCACAGGACUUCCAAGGGCGGUCAAAAUCAUCGUCACCCUCUGGCUCAUCGGUCUUGUAACAGCUAUGCCAUUCUAUUACUUAAUGGAUGUACAUUACCUAACCUAUCCGAAAAAUGCAACCGACAGUAUUGUGAUAAAAGAAUCUGCAAUAUGUGGCAUGAUAGAUCAACCGAAAAACUUACCCAUGAUAGAAUUCAGUUUCACAUUUUUCUUCGUUCUACCUCUCAUCAUAAUUUUUAUUCAGUAUAUGAAGAUGUCCUCUAGUAUCUCUCACAGUGAGCAACCUUUGGAUGGAAUUGGUGGAUCCAUCAAUGAGAAUCGCUUGAGAAGAAGAGCCCAAUCGAACAAAUCGAUUGUGCGAAUGCUACUUGCAGUUGUGGUUGGUUUUUUCUGUUGUUGGGCCCCAUUCCAUGCUCAGCGCUUGGUUUUUAUCUACGGCUCUGAUUGGGAAUACAUUCACGAAUUCAACGUUUGGAUGUUCUUUGCAACUGGAAUCUUCUACUACUUUUCGUCCACCCUAAAUCCAAUUCUGUAUAAUGUUAUGUCAAGAAAAAUGAGGAAGGCCUUCAAGUACACAUUCCAGUCGAUGUGUUCUAAGCAAAGGAUAUCAAGAAACUCCGAUAUGUCGAGCACAACGUUCCACGGUAGACGGAGUUUCAGAGAAGAAACCCAAGUGAUAUUUGGAAACGGAAGAUUGUCAGUGAAAAGAAAACCUAACUUCGAGAACGAUGUAAAAAACUGCAAAAGAUAUGACUUGAUCAAAUUUCAAAAUGAGAGUAUCGUCUGAAAGCAAUAUGUGUUGAUACAAAUUUGAAAAUAAAACCGUCUCGAAGAUCUCAAAGUUCCUUGGGAACUAAAACUGACCAGUUUCGAGAUUUCAAAAGCCUGGAAAUUAUUUGAACAUUUGGCACAAUGAAAUGUUCUAUCAGAUAUGUAUUUCGUAUAUAGAUGGUGGCUCAAAUAAAACUUGUAGGCCGAAUAUUUCAGUUUAUUUCCGAAUAUGAGCUCUUCCGAAAAAAGCCGUCUUGUGAUUCGUUAACUACCUCAAGAAUCUCGAAUGGUAAUGAAGAUUGAGUGACGCAUAAUUCAGAAAGUUUUGCAAUUAUAUCCACGAACCUGCGAAAAAAUGUCUGCUUGGUGUUCAUUUCUUGGAAAUGAUAGAUGAAGUGCUUGAGUUCCUGAACAAAUCCCAAAUAAGAGAUUUAUAUGAGAUUUUAUCAUAUUUUUUUAGACAAUACUAUAAUUCUCAUUCGAUGUUUCCAUCAAAAUAUCUGUGCGAUAGGAUAUCGAAUAAACGACUGUUAUCUUUCAGUGGCGAAGUGAGGAUGGUCUCGGGACAUCGUUGCGGCUUGAUAGCCAAUCGAUUAUUUGAAUUAGUCGCUCUCCAACCGUGAGAUAGGCUGUAACACCAUAUCGGUUCAAAAUGAAUAAGAUAAUUGUGUCCAUUGUAUGCCAGGAAUUUAUAAAGGACACAAAUAAUUUCCUCCGAAAAAAUUAGUACUGGGGUUUUAAAAAAUGCGAAUCGGGGGCCGACAAAUCUGAAUUAAAUAAUGAAAAAUUCCACCAUGUUGAACCAAGGACUAUUCAAAUCUAUUAUACAGAUGUAAUCUUUUAUAUCUGAACAGAUACGGCAUAUUUGAUAUUUUGGCACAAAGUUGGAUUAUUUUGAAUCUUUAUCCAUUAAUAUUCGUCGCUGUGGGAACAUGUUGUCCAUAAACAAAAUUUUUCAGAUAUUCCCAAAGAAAAAAAAAUCAUUGGUAGAUACAUCUGGUGAUCUGAGACCAUUUGAUCGCGCCAUUCGUUUAGACUUGGACAACCUGUUGGUGCUAGACAUCACCGAAAUUAAUUGGAAGCGGUAGAACUGUCGAAAUAAUUUUAUGCAGUAAAAGCUCCAGAUAUUUGGCAACCAUGGAUAAAAAACUGCCCUAUGAUAUAAUUCUCCAGUAUUCUUAUCCAAACAUAUUUUUUUGAAGAUACUUUUCGAUUUACGAAGAAUCUACUUUUUUACUUUAUUACAACAUAUAUGGUUUUACAACGCAUCACUCAAUCGACUAUCAAGAUCAAGCACGGCCCUGUGACCAUUCCCACUUCGCCAUUGAAAGAAAACGCUGUUUCGAUUUGAAUUCAAUACCGUAUAACGCAGUUUUUUUUAUUAUUACAUGUUACAUUAGAUCAUGAGUGUCCUUUGGAACCCAAUCUUUUCAAAUGUAUUUUCCAAAUCUGUAUCGAAUUCAGAGCCUUUAAAUCACAUGUCACUCAAUCCCUAUUACAACUUGAGCGUUUGUCACCCUGAGGAUUAUCGUCCACGAAUUUGCAAUCAAAAAAUGUUUCCCUUCAAAUAUAAAUUGACCUGUUUCGGUGUUUUUCGGAAAAACUCAUACUCAUAAAAAUAUUUGGCUAGAGUGUUUUAUGUGGGCUAUCCUGUAAAUAAUUAAUUAGUCGUUCGUCAUUUGAAUGAUAUGUGAUAUUUGCUCCAUGCUCCUGUAAAUAAAGUUCUUACUACCA
Molecule: messenger RNA, 3212 nt
Organism: Harmonia axyridis
Lineage: Eukaryota; Metazoa; Arthropoda; Insecta; Coleoptera; Coccinellidae
Gene: CAPAr
Product: neuropeptides capa receptor-like
Exons: 7
Coding region: 262-1494 (410 amino acids)
Biological process (GO): neuropeptide signaling pathway
Cellular component (GO): plasma membrane
Molecular function (GO): neuromedin U receptor activity
Source: RefSeq, a predicted model, not a curated record